AUGCCAGAGACCAUGUACAAUCCCAGUGAGCAAGCCCUCCCUCGUGAUGGCAACGGGAACAUCGACGUCAACACAUGGGCAAGGGACAAUCUUGACCAAGACAUGAUUACCGAGAACGUAAGAGAUCUUGAGGCUCAGAAAGAGCGACUCCACAAAGACUUCGUCCAGUACGCUACACAAUGGCCCGAGGACACCCUCGUCAUCCUUUGCGCAGAGGGCUACGAGUUCCACCUACUCGCUCCGUGCCUAUACUUUACGGCUAAGAGAUACAAGCAACACGCUGCUUGCCACACAGUUCCAAACUCACCGACACUAAUCAUCGAUCUUCCCUUCCACGACUGGAUGGUCAACGCCGCUGUCACCUUCUGGAAAACCCACUCGCUUGCCGUCCCCUCGCAUGAUAGCGUGAACUCUCUGGGAGAAGGCGCGGGCCAUCCUCAGCGAACGCAGCGGUCGUCGCUACUGCGGCUAGUGCGCAUGGUGAACGUCGCCAUCUACACCCAAGACCCCACCCUCCUCUCCACCAUCUACGCUACCAUCCGAUCUCGACUUGUCAACGGCGAGUACGACGAUGAAGAGUUUCUUGACGCAGUGAAGUUCGUGUGGUGCAAGCGGCCGGUGUCUUGGGAACGGUAUGAAGCAGUGCGGAAGAUUCUGCUAACGGAGUUGCUGAGGGUGAGGGGGAAAGUGUGUGAGAGGCUCGAGAAGUACUUCCAACAUGUUGUAGAGGAGAGUGGGGGCGAGGAGGGUGCAUUUAUGAUGGCUUUCAAUUUGGGGCAGAUUUGGUGGGAGGAGAAUGAGCAUGAUACUGCAUUAUAA
Didymosphaeria variabile is the source of this 819-nucleotide messenger RNA. RefSeq lists its product as uncharacterized. Bases 1 to 819 code for a protein of 272 amino acids. NCBI's taxonomy places the organism in Eukaryota, Fungi, Ascomycota, Dothideomycetes, Pleosporales, Didymosphaeriaceae. The transcript is spliced from 3 exons. The record is from RefSeq and is a predicted model, not a curated record.